Molecule: messenger RNA, 6136 nt
Organism: Styela clava
Lineage: Eukaryota; Metazoa; Chordata; Ascidiacea; Stolidobranchia; Styelidae
Source: RefSeq, a predicted model, not a curated record
CGGUAACAGUUUUAGUUCUAUUUUCAAGUAGCCUAGUUACUUUAUUGGUAUAAAUAAAAUGAGGAAUUUAAAUAAACACUUCAGCGACACGUCAAUGGCUUCAUCCAGUAUAGUAGAAGAAGCAAAUCGUCAAGUACAGGCGAUUAAAGACAUUAUCGGAAUGAAAGAUCAAAACGAAGAGUCUUUCUGUCGAGCUUUAUCUGAAAAACUUGGGGUCAACAAGCAUGUUAUCGAAGUCAUGAUGUCGCUGGAAGAAAUGGCAGCGAUGCGUAAAAAAACUUCCAUUAUGAACAGUUUAGAAGAAUGCAAAUCAAGAAUUAUAUCCGUACUAGAAGAUUGUGAUGAAGAUGAAAAUAUACCUUGGGGACCGAAUGACGACCCUGAAAAAUUGAUAAAAGAGGCACACAGAUCAGAACAUAUUCUCCCGUUCAUGAAUACAGCAGACGAUAUGACAGAUGCAAUGAAAAGGAAGAAAGAGCAAUCACAGUUCAUGGCGUCAAUAGAGCGAUACAUACAAUCAUGCAAAACCAAGGUUAUGGAUAUGCAAGAAUUGAUCGAAUGGAUGUCGAAUUUUUCUUUUGAAGUUACCUGGGAUGAGGUGGGAAUGAGUCCGGUAUUGCAGAGAGAGAAAACAGAAGGAGAAUCAUAUAGACAAAUGGUUCAAGCACUCCAAAAAGCAUGGCAGUGCGCUCGAAAAUUCCAACAACUGAUUGAUCUCUUGGCUACUGACGAUCCGUAUGACGUCAUUUCUGGAAACUUACCACCACACAUUGCUGCAGCUAGACGAAAAAGAAAAGGAGCGGCCACACUAAACAAACUUUGGUGCAGUCGUAAGCUCCGUGGCAAACUUGACGAAUAUGAAAAAAUGCGAAUAAAAAUGGAAGAAUCAGAGAAGAAAUCCAUGAAUGACCAACACAAAUCUGCUAAAGUCGUCGCAAUGACGACCCAAAGACAAGUCACAGUGGUAGCUCCCGGAGAAGAUUCCGGAAGUUCCAAGAAUCCUUACAAAGAAACCGAAUCAACAAUUUUGCGUGAAAUAAACAGAUGCUGGAAAGAGGCAACUGACGAUGUCGUCUUCUUUAUGCAGGAAGUCAAAACUCACAGGUUUAGCAAGAAAUCUUGUCGCUUGAGAUUAGAUAGAGCGAUGCUUUUGCUUGAAUUUAUUCGUGCUGCAAUAGAAGGUAGAAUUUUAGAUGCAGAGCAAAAAGAAAAAAUGUUGGAGGAUACAAAAGCUCAUGUGGCCAGGCUUCAAGACGAAACCUAUCAACUGAAUACGAAAUUAGCUGAGGCCCACAAAGCAACACAAACAGCUCAAAGAAAAAUAACGAAACUGAAGCGUCAGCUCGAGCUCGUUACCAAGAACAAUCACAAACUCCAGACAAGAAUAGGUCAAAUGAAAGAUAAAAUAACAGAACAAAUGAAACAAAUUGAAGAAUUGCAAGAAUUACCAAACCAACAAGAGUUUGAAGAGAAUUUACAGAAAAUUGAGGAUCUGGAGCAGGAACUUAACAACGCUGAGAAUCAAAUAAAUGAAGUUCGAGUAGAACUAGAGGAGCGAAAUAGGGAAUGCAAUGUUGUGAAAGGAUUGCUUGUUCAAGAAAAGGAAAUGUCUGCAUCACUCUCUGAAGACAUUGUUGUACUGGAACAAGAAAAUGCUAAGGCUCAAGUAAAAAUUGCUGAAAUUGAGAAGAAAAUGUCAGAACAAGAAAGCAACGUUAUGUCACUAAGACUCAUGGUUUACUAUAAAGAUGAGGUGAUCAGAAGACUGAAGCAAGCAGCAAUUGAACUUAAAUCUAGCGAGAAAAGUAGGCGAGCUCCGAAGAAACCACCACCAUCGCCUGAAGAUGUAUCGCCAUUGGAAUCUAAAGAAUCUAUUGGAACAAAAGACACCAUUAAAGAUCAAAAACCAAAGGUUGAAGUUGUUCAGACGACUGAGUCGACUGCAGAUUCAAAUGCAAAUAAACAGGAAACCAAAGCCGUCGUGUCAAAGGUGAAUGUUAAAGUACCAACCGAGGGUCAGCAGUCAGAACCACUGAGCAAACUAAACGAAUUUCCAUUGUUACAACCACAACCUUCUGUCGAUGUUUGCACAAGGCUUUAUCAGGGAGUACCUAAACGUGACCGCCAAGUAAAAACGACGCGAGUCAUCAUCGUAUCAGAAGAUUACAAGAAGUUACAAAACGAACACGAUAAAUUAAUACGCGAUAUGAAUGCAACAAAGAGACAACUGCAAGAAACGAGAGACAAUUUUGACUACAAAUUACGAGAGGGUUUGGAAACUGAGAGACACAAAUCGGUAUUGGAGUCCAUGAAGACGGAAGAAGAUUUGCAGUUUUUGUGUUUUGCUGUGAAAGACGAAACUAUGAGAGUACAAAAAGAAAUGAGAAAAUUUAUGGAUAGCGUUAGCGAAGAACUGGGUUCUGUUAUUGGAUUCAAAGGAAGGUUGUGUGAAAGCAUUUUACCAAAAACUGGUGACCGAACCACCGGCGGUUUGACAACAAACGUCAACAUGGAAUUCGGGAUGCCAAUGGGAUUUGACUUUAUGCUUGGUGGUGAUCUGGGAAUGUUUGGUACGGGUGAAAUUAUGCAAGAUUCUGGACAAAUGAUGAACCAAAUGGGACCGAUGAUGUUCGGCCAAGGAAUGCCUGGAAUGGAAGGCUUGGGAUUUGGAAGUGCUCAAAUGGGUCCAACAGGUUUAUCAAUAGCUGGUAACAAUCAGGUUGAAGCGGAGCAAGAAAGUGGGGGAGGUAAAAACAUCAACUACUGGAAAAGUUUGAAAACUGCCUUGACUGGACCUGGUAAGUCUAACGACGCUGAAGAAAAAGCAAAGGAAAAUGAGCAAAUUCUAGAGAUAUCUGAUGUUCUUGCCCAGCGACGUAAAGCAAGAGAAGAAAAAAGAAAAUCCAUUGAUGAACAGAGUCGUGGAUCCGAUGCAUCUCUUGCCAAUACUGAUUCUGUUCUAUCAAAUAUAGCGGCUGAAAAAGCAGUGUCUUCAAGUCAGGAAGUUUGCAAAACUAAAUCGAAACGUUUUCCCCAGCCUUCCGCUUCCGUUACAAAUGAAAAAUCUGACGUACGAAACGGAAGUAUGAUAGACAACAAAGUACAGAGUGACAGCGGAAUAAAGACCCAGCAUAAUGAUGAGACAACAAGUCAUAAUAUGGAACAAACUCAUCGAGAAAAAUGUGAAACAUCUGAGCAGAAUAAUGUAAAAGAAUUGACGGGUGCUCCGAUAAUAAAUGUGGAGUGUGGACUUACGACUGAGUCAUAUAUUCAGCCUUCUCAAAUACUUGAAAUAGUACCAGAAUUAGUAAAAGAAGGGCAACAGACAGAAAAAGACACUCGAAUAAAUCAGGAAAUUAAUGAAAAGACCAGUGACGAAGAUAUUUCAGUGAAAAAACUGGCCGUCAAACCAAUAAACAUAUUGUUGCAGAGGUCAGAGCGAAGAGCCUCGGUUUUUGUAGACGAUAAAAACACGUCCGGUCUUGGGCUAUUGAUGGAAAGAAAGCGAGCUAGGUUUGGUGAUCGAAGGCGAUCAUCGGUCAUACCAUUUCGCGCUCCUUGCCUCACUGUUGAUGCCAGAAGGCCAACAAUUUUUGUACCAGAGCCCCCGAAAAAGAUAAAAUUAAAGGGAUUCUUUGGUCUCGGCCCAGCUUUUGAUUCCGACCUCAGCCUAAAGAGAAGCGAAAAGAAGUUGCCGGCGCCAAAACCGAAACCUCCGCCAGAACCAGAGCCAGUGAAACAAGCGGAAAAAUUUGUUCGUUUGAUAUCUCAACAGGUAGCUGAUUUUCUUCAAACCGUGAAUCUGAACCUUGCGGAAGCGCUGAGAAAAAAUAAGAUAGAAAUGGCAUCUAAAAUGGAAGCCUUGGAGAAUGAAGUUAUGCAAGAGAAGGUCAAAUUUAAAGCAGAAUUAGCGGCUGUGAAAGAAGAAAGGGACAGAAAAUCCAAAGAACUCAAAAAAGCACAGCAAACUUUAACUGAUAUUGGAUUCGGACUGGGAUCGACUUCUAAAAUAGACGUCAGAAGUUCUCUUCCACAAGAUUUAAUUCAAAACCUGAAACAAGCCGAACAUGACAUAGACUUAGCUAGAGACAGGUUGGAGAAAGCAGCAGUAAUGCACAGACAGAAUGCUGAUCAAUAUCAAAAACUUCAAACCUCAGUGGAAAGCCGAGUGAAACAAGUCGAAGCUGAGAACACAGAACUAAUGAAGAGUGUGAAAAAAGAGAAAACAUUAUCCAACGAACUGCGAGUCCAUUUAUGUAAUGUACUGAAGACGCAAAAACAGAAAUUAUUUUUGAGCUUGAAAAGCCACAAGCACAACUACCAUGUAUUAGAUAAAGCUGAUGGCGUCGACGGUAACGUGAAAAACGUUGCGCUCAGCCUGCUACGCAGAUCUAUGCUCUAUCCAAAAGAAAGUCUGAGUUUGUUAGUCAGCCGUUAUUGUCACCAUGUCAAGAUCACAGAUUGUCAACAGAGAGUUAGAAAACAGAUUACAAAACGAGAACAAGCUUUAAAAAAAGAAGCGAUCCGUGGCGCAAAGACAAGUCAACGUGAAAUGGGCAUGCUAACAACUUUUCUUGCCGGGUUAGCUAUGAAUAAAGAGCUAACCAAAGUAAGGAAUGCAGAGAAAAAAAGAAGACUUGAUUCUGAAAGGCAAAAGUUGUUUAUCAAAAUGUCGUUGGUUUUGCAUAAAAUAAAAAGUGAUAGAAAAGAUCUUCAUCUGAUUCAACCUACUAUUCUACAAGUAUAUGGUACAGGAUGUGGACGAUCACACAACAACACGCCAGUGAUACAAGAUUUUCCUGAUCUUAGAUUUUUGUUGCCGAAUAAUCGAACAGAGAGCUUGCCCAGUAUCAAAUCAUCUGGUUGUGAGUUGCACGGCCAUAAGCAUAGACGAAGAGAUUUCGAGAAUACAAUAUUGAGAGGACGGAAACCACCAGAAGAUUUACAACGCCUCAAGACAACAGUUCCACAUUGGUUUCCAGAGGACAGCUUAUUUUGUCCAUUUUCUGGGCGGUCUGGAAACGUGCCCCCGACAAACUCACAUGCUUCAAUUGGCAGAAGUCACAGAGAAAACGGCUUUGUGGAAAAAAGUACAGCUGCUAGUUACUAUCAGUCUAGUGCCACACGCAUUGAAAUUCCUCGUAUCAUGGAGCUAAGUAUACAAUCCGGCCUACGAGAAGCGAAAAAGUCAGUUUUGAGGCGCUUGCAAAUUAGAGAGCAAUCUUCAAUAUCUUCCUUCAGCACUACUACAAACUCACCAAUCAGCGAGUCUGCAUCUCUUACGUCAAUAACUCGUCACUACAAUACCCCAAUUGCCCAGCACCAAAUGAAGUAUGAGAGAUAUAUAUGGCAAAACGUUGAAACACUGGGAAAAUUUACAAUUAAUGAUAACACCGGUUUAGCAAACUCCACUGAAAGUUUUUGUCCCUCCAGACAAUGUCCUCUUCCACCUAUUCCAACACCUCCAGCGACGUUGAUGGGCGAAAGAAGAUCGUCACCUCAUGCUGUAGUCACUUUACCGUCGGUGGUAGCCGAGUCCGAAAGCGCAUACGAUUUUGUCGCAACAAGUGAAUCCUCUAGCAGCCUGUCAAUGAGAUCUUCAAACCGGACGACGCCCGGUUUACCGAAUUAAUUUUUUGUUACAACUAUAAUCUUGCAGUUAAUUUUACAAGAUCAAUACAACAUUUAAUGAACUGAUUAAAGCUUAUCUAACACUUUGUUUAUUAUUUUAAAUAUGGUAGAUAGUAAAGAAGUACCUAGAAACCUAUGAGAUAUUUUUAAUGUUAGUAUUUUGAUAUAUUUAGGUAUAUUCGGUGAUUGAAUAAAACAUAUAACGGUUUAACAGUUGGCACAUUAUCUGUCUCGCGUGUAUAAAUGUGUUAAGGUUAUGCCUCAAUUUUCAUUAGGGUCAGGUUGUAGCCUUUAUAAUAAUAUUAUUGUUGUUGUGUAGUGAAGGCUGAUGGAAGCGGUCCAAUCCUUAGCUCGAUCUCUAUUGCACCCUCUUUCUGAUUUUGCAUGAUCUUCACUCCCAACAACGAAUGCAAAGAUAUCAGAAUUCACCAGCACACAAUUGAUAUUUUAUUGCCAACUUGAUCGUUACAAUUCUCCAGUAUCUUAGGGAUAAAUACUAUUACUU